Molecule: messenger RNA, 864 nt
Organism: Diachasma alloeum
Lineage: Eukaryota; Metazoa; Arthropoda; Insecta; Hymenoptera; Braconidae
Gene: Phf5a
Product: PHD finger-like domain-containing protein 5A
Exons: 3
Coding region: 157-489 (110 amino acids)
Biological process (GO): mRNA splicing, via spliceosome
Cellular component (GO): U12-type spliceosomal complex; catalytic step 2 spliceosome; precatalytic spliceosome
Source: RefSeq, a predicted model, not a curated record
CAGGUGCAACGGCACCACUGGCGAUUGUUGUUGUUGAUUCUUGCACUUUUGCUGUGUCUGUGGUGCGGCGUUUUCUGCUCCUUACGAUUUUCCAACGAUUUUCUUGACAAUUCCAGGGUUUAUGAUAUUUAUUUGACUGUAAAAUAGGAAUAUAUUAUGGCAAAACAUCAUCCUGACUUGAUUUUCUGUAGAAAACAGCCCGGAGUUGCCAUUGGAAGAUUGUGUGAAAAAUGCGAUGGCAAGUGUGUAAUCUGCGACUCGUACGUUCGUCCCUGCACUCUAGUGAGAAUCUGUGAUGAGUGUAAUUAUGGAUCGUACCAAGGCAGAUGUGUCAUAUGCGGAGGUCCAGGUGUAUCAGACGCCUACUACUGCAAAGAAUGCACUAUUCAAGAAAAAGACAGAGACGGUUGUCCGAAGAUUGUAAACCUAGGCAGUUCAAAGACAGAUCUAUUCUACGAAAGAAAGAAAUAUGGGUUUAAAAGAAGAUAAACAUAAAGAAUUUCAGAAAUAAAUACGACAAUAAUGAGUAAUAAACAAUGAAAAAAGUUUUUAACAUCAUCUAUACUUUAUUAUCUCUACUUUCAUGAUUAAAAUACUCCAGACAAAACCAUUGAUUGGAAUGUCCCGACGUCUGAAUGCUGCUUGCACAUAUGUAUCAUUCGUUAAAAUUCUCUUUUAUCGUUUAACAUGUAAUAUAGAAAUCUCUAAAAAAUAUCGUCGAGGUUAAAUACAGUGAUUCAGUUGGCCUGGAUAAUUAGUGUUGGUUAAUACCCUCGAACAAAAAUAAGAAAUGAUCGAGUUGAUUUUCAUCCACUGGUUAAUGUCAAAAUUUUUAAAAAUAAAGUAAAAUGUCUUGACACUGGA